Amphiprion ocellaris (clown anemonefish) is the source of this 13035-nucleotide messenger RNA. RefSeq names its product trinucleotide repeat-containing gene 6C protein-like. The transcript has 21 exons. The record is from RefSeq and is a predicted model, not a curated record. Lineage: Eukaryota; Metazoa; Chordata; Actinopteri; Pomacentridae. The coding region runs from base 253 to 5874 and encodes 1873 amino acids. Gene Ontology annotation, biological process: positive regulation of nuclear-transcribed mRNA poly(A) tail shortening; miRNA-mediated post-transcriptional gene silencing. Gene Ontology annotation, molecular function: RNA binding; protein binding. Gene Ontology annotation, cellular component: nucleoplasm; P-body.
AGUUGUCAUGGAGACGUCGGCCCGUGGGGGCGGGGCGUGUGGGAGCGGGGCCCGUUUGUUUUGUUAUUGAAGGUCACAUGGCCCAAGGUGAGGCUCCUCCCUCCUCCUCCCCCCGUUAGCACCGAUUCAACCGUCUCCUGCUCCGGUCAGUUACUACAAAAUGGCUGCAGAGGCUCCGCCGCCGAUGAGAACCUACUGAACGCUUCAUGCUGUGAAAAGAAGCAAAAAAAAACACGAGAAGAGAACCAUUUGAUGGAAGAUAAGAAAAAGAAAAAGCAAGACGAGAAGAAAAAGAAAGAAGCUGCUCAAAAAAAGGCCACAGAACAGAUAACCAAAGUGCCAGACUCUGCCAAGCCCGACCCCGCCCUUCCUCCUGCCCCCGUCAGCCCCAGCGCCGCCCCGUCUGUACCCCCAAGCAGUGGAAAUGGCAAGCGGGCCCCGCCGGGAGGCCAGCCUCAGACAGCCCAGCAGCCCCAGACCCCGGUCCAGCAGCGCUACCCACCCAGAGAGGUGCCUCCACGCUUCCGCCAGCAGGAGCACAAGCAGCUGCUGAAGAGGGGUCAGCCGCUGCCUGCCGGGACGCUGCCGCUCAUCACCACGGGACGCGCCGCCACUAGUGAACCUGCAGCAACAGUAGCCAUACACUCCUCUCCCUCCUCUUCCUCCACAGCCAGCCUGCCCACAGAACUGCCCCCACAGAGUGGCCAGGGAUCCCAGUAUGAUAAUCCCCUCUGGGGACAUCAGCCAGCCAACAGGAGUGCCACAAAUGCUGCAUCUUCCCCCAGUCUCAGUGGCUGGGAUCAACUGAUCAUUGACCAGAAGGACACAGAGGCUUGGCCUUCUAUUACCCUCAGCCAGAGCCAGGCCCCUCCAGGAGGAUGCCCUUUGGACACUGAUCCUGGUCACUUGACCAGCAGCAGCAGCAGCAGUAGUACUAGCAGUAGUUGUAGUACAGUGAGUAUGGCCACGGGAGCCAAUAGCCAGACAGGCCACUUCCCUGCCAAUCACCUUAGCAGCAAAGCCAACAGUGGGCCCAGCCCUGCCAAUCAUACUGGAACCAGCAUGCUUUCUAGCCAGGUUGCAACCAGUCGCAGCUGGGGCACUGGGCCUGGACCCUCCCAUUGCCCCCCUCAGUCCUCAGUGGGGAGUGAAGGGAAGGGUGACAGCCCAGUGGGAGGAGGAGGAAGCAGCAGGGGAUGGGGUUCUUCUUCAUCAUCCUCCACCACCAACUUUAACUUGAACCUAAACCCUAAUGCCAACCCGUCUGCCUGGCCCAUGUUGGGGCAUGACGGGGGCAGCACAGGGGGAGGCAGCUCAGGGGGAGCCAACACCAUUUCACCUCCUCAACCUACACCUAACCUCUGUAAUCCACCUGGCCCCCCACCAGCCAAGACCAGCACCUGUACCGGAGCCAACACUAACAGCAACUCCUCGGGGAUUGGCAGCGCCUGGGGUACCAUAAUGGCUUCUGAUGCAUCAGAGCCACACCCCUCCCCGUCCACGAAUGUGUCUUUCAGUUCAGAACCUCAGAACCUUAAAACUGAUGGACCAAAUCACACUAAUAAGCAGGAACCCCCCAGUCCUAUUCGCAACUUGCCUGGCUGGGGUAGUGCACCUGUAGGCUUGGGUUCCAUGGGUCAGCCUCCAGCAGGGGGCUCACAGGUCAAUGGGGAAGAUGGUAGCUCGGUAUGGGGCAACAGUGGCAACUCAAAAGCAGCUCCUUCUAAGGAGGCACCUGGCUGGGACUCUGGCUGGGGCCAUGGAGGAGGUGGAGCAGGGAAUUCUGGAGGCUGGGGUGAACAGUCUGCUGGGGACUGGGGUAAGCAGCACACUGAAGAGGCCCAGGGGGGCUGGGACGCACCCAGCUCUCCUCCCCAGGAUUCACAGGCUAGUCCUUGGAGCAGAGCUGUGAGCACAGCGGGUGCUAGUGAAGGGAGCAGUGACAGCAUGGAAGGACAUCCCCGGCAGAGAGACCACUCAUCCAGAGAUAAUCCAGCUCCUCUGCUGCCUGCCCAGGAUCUGGACCCCAGGGUGCUGUGCAACACUGGCUGGGGACAGACCCCUGUUCGCCAGCACACCUCCUGGGACAUGGACAAUACUAAACGCAAGAAUGAUGCAGGCAAUGAAUCAUGGGGCUCCGGCCCAACUACUCCAAGCGAUGCCCAGGGGCCGUCCAAUACAGGCCCCUCUCAGAGGACUGACUCUGGGAGCAAAAAUGAUGUGCCUGGUUCUCAGGGAGCUUCUGGUUGGGGUGGAAGCAUAGCUGCUACCAACCAGCCCAGCUCUGGUUGGGGAGAGCCGCCCAACAACGUUAAGCCCCCAGGAGGCCCUGGUGGCUGGGGGAACCCUCCAGCAGGGGGCCCCAACACCAACAUACCCAAGAAUGGUGGUCAGUCGUGGGGAGAGGAGAAGUCGACUGGGUGGGAAGAUUCUCACGUCAAGUCAACAUCCCAGGGCUGGGGAGAGCAACCCAAAGCAUCCCACAACUGGGGCAAUAGUGGAGGGAGCAAUAAUGCAGGAGACUGGGGAGAACCAGAAGAGAGCAAAAAGAGUCCCACUAAUCCUGGUUGGGAGGGAGAAGCAGGAGGCUGGAAGGAAAACCCACGAGGCUGGGGAAUGUCUUCUUCUUCAGGACCUGGGAUAUCUGGAUCUGGAGGAAAUGGAGGCUGGGGAGAGUCUGUCCCCCAGCGUCCCAGUGGCCCUCCUCAGGGUUGGGGUGGGAAGCCUCAGGAUGGGCCCAGUGGUAAUAGUGGAGGAGGGGCCAUGGGCUCUUGGAGUGGCUCAGGCUCAGUGAAGCAGGGUGCAGGCUGGGGUGGUGGUAAGCAGGACUCCUCUGCUGAGCCUACAGGCUGGGAAGAACCCUCCCCUCCUUCAAUCCGACGUAAGAUGGAGAUAGAUGAUGGGACCUCCGCCUGGGGGGACCCUGGUGCCUACAACAAGGCAGUCAAUCUGUGGGACAGGAACAAUCCAGGAAUGUCCCAGACUAAAGUCACCACUGGAGGCAAUAAUCCACCAGGUUCCAACAACAACCAUCCCCACUCUCACAAUCACCCUUAUCAUGGGCCACCUGCACCUUUACAGAACCAUAGCCAAAACAGCCAAAACCCAGGCCCCACCAGUGGGCCUAUGGAUCCCACUGUGCCACAUCAGUCUGGGCCAACUCACAACAGGGGUCCCCUGAUAGCUCAAGGUUGGGGAGAGCUGCCCAGCUCCCACACAAAAUCAGAGAGCUCCUGGGGGGAACCUGCACCGUCUCCGGUCAGCGUGGAUAAUGGGACGUCUGCCUGGGGCAAACCUAGCGGGAGCUGUGGGGGAUGGGGAGAAAACAACCCGGACAACUAUGGCAGGGGCAACCCAGCAAUGACGUCUGCACCUUGCAAACCUGCCCCCAAACCUAUGCAAGACGGAUGGGGAGGUGGAGGUGAGGAUCUCAGCCUGUCGGGUGGUCAGUGGGAUGCAGAGGAGGGAGACAUGUGGAACAGCACUGCCUCCCAGGAGAGCAACUCUUCCUGCAACUCGUGGGGCAACGCAUCCAAGAAGGGCCCGCAAAAGGGGAAGGUCCCCGGGAAGCAGGAGGACGCCUGGAUCAUGAAUCGUCUCAUCAAACAGCUGACAGACAUGGGCUUCCCUAGGGAUCCAGCAGAGGAGGCUUUGAAGAGCAACAACAUGAACCUGGACCAGGCCAUGAGUGCCCUACUGGAGAAGAAGACGGAGCUGGACAAGCGUGGGAUGGGGAUAUCCGGCCACGACUACAACAACGGGCUCAUCACCAAGCCUAUGAGCUGCCCUCGGCCUCCACUUCUUUCCAAAGACCCUUCAGCGGAUCCUCGCUUGCCCUUCAUGGAUAAGAUGCAGAGUGGAAUGUUUGGCGGUGGUGGAGCAGCACAAGCCCGGGCCAUGCAGCAGCAGCAGCAGCCGCCUCCUCAGCCGCCAGUGCCGCCUCUCAGCUCCUCUCAGCCUAGUCUACGUGCUCAAGUGCCUCAGUUUCUCUCCCCUCAGGUUCAAGCACAGCUCUUACAGUUUGCAGCAAAAAACAUUGGUCUGAAUCCUGCACUUUUAACCUCACCAAUAAACCCUCAACAUAUGACCCUUCUGAAUCAACUUUACCAGCUGCAACUGGCGUACCAGCGUUUACAAAUUCAACAGCAGAUGUUGCAGGCGCAGCGCAGUGUUUCUGGCCCCAUUCGACAACAAGAGCAGCAAGUCGCACGUACAAUCAAUAACAUGCAGCAGCAGAUCCAACAGCACCAGCGUCAGCUGGCCCAGGCCCUGCUGAUAAAGCAGCAGCAACAGCAGCCGCCCCCUUCCCACUCAGGCCUGCAUCCUGGAGGGGCCAAAUCCUCCCUGGAUUCAUUUCCAGGUCACCCCCAGGCUCCAGGCCUCCCUGACCUGCAGACCAAAGAGCCGCAGUCGUCUCCCAACACCUACAGCCCCUACUCACUCUCUGGACUGAAUCCAAACAUGAAUGUAAACUGCAUGGAGGUGGGAGGUUUAUCUAUGAAGGAACCCCCCCAACCCCAGUCCCGCCUGUCACAGUGGACGCACCCAAACUCCAUCGAAAGCCUCUCUGGAAACUCCUCUCCUCUGGAGCCCAACCUGGGCAAGCAUGGUGCCAACCUCGGCCCUCCUGGUAAACCCCCUCAGCUGGACGACUCGUACAGCCCCUACAACCUGAUGUCCAGCUCAGAGUCUCCUACCAGCCCCCUGGUGGCCCCAGACAGCUGGGGUCAGGGCAAGAGCAGCAGUGACAAGAUGGCCAACGGGACCAAUAUCAACUGGCCUCCAGAGUUUUGCCCUGGUGUUCCCUGGAAGGGCCUCCAGAAUAUCGACCCUGAGACUGACCCCAACGUGACCCCCGGCAGCGUCCCCAGUGGACCCACCAUCAACACCAACAUCCAGGAUGUCAACCGCUACCUGCUCCGGGACAGGAGUGGAGGCUCCUCUCCCACUUCAUCUCAGAACGAGGCUCUGCCUCCCUCCACUGAUUGGCCAGUCAGUGCCUACACUAGCUCGUUCAGUCUUUCAUCCCCGGAGAUGGACGAUGCAGGUAAACUGUCAGAGAUGAAGUCCACUUGGUCUCCGGGCCCCAUUUCUCACAGCCAGGCCUCCCUGUCCCACGAGCUCUGGAAGGUCCCUCAGGGCCCUCGGAGCAGCUCCACGGCUCCAUCCCGCCCCCCACCGGGCCUCACCAACACAAAGCCUUCCUCCACCUGGGGGGGCAACUCUCUGGGUCUGGCCCAAGGCUGGAGCAGCUCUUACACCACAGCAGGUACCACCUGGAGUACAGACAGCUCCACCAGGACCAGUAGCUGGCUGGUUCUGAGGAACCUCACUCCACAGAUUGACGGUUCCACUCUGCGUACACUGUGCAUGCAGCACGGCCCUCUCAUCACAUUCCACCUCAACCUGACGCAGGGAAACGCCGUGGUGCGCUACAGCUCCAAGGAUGAAGCUGCCAAGGCUCAGAAGUCCCUGCACAUGUGUGUGCUCGGGAACACCACCAUCCUGGCCGAGUUUGCCGGGGAAGAGGAAGUGAACCGCUUCUUUGCACAGGGCCAGUCGCUCGGCGGGACGACCAGCUGGCAGGCCACCCCGGGCACCAAUCAGACGAGGAUGGGCGGUACCGGGUCCGGAGCCUCUCAUCCCACCGGUCACUCGCCCCACUGGAACAACAACAACGGCGCCGGCAGCAGCAGUAGCAGCAGCCUGGGAGCAGGAGGAACGAAGACAGGCGGAGAGCUGCUUUGGGGUGGUGUUCAGCAGUAUUCAAGCCUGUGGGGACCUCCGAGCGGAGAGGAGGGACGGGUGAUGGGGAGCCCCACCCCAAUCAAUACACUGCUGCCUGGGGACCUGCUGAGCGGAGAGUCCAUGUAGGAGAGGCUAAAUAUACACCAACAGGAGCAAAAACUUUGCAAAUCAAUGUGGAGAUAAUCAGCGUGGGCGUAAAGGUGAAAAGGAGAGACGGGAGGAGGACGAGGCCACAUCUUCGCUGCUUGUCCUUGACCUCCUCCACUCCUUUUGUUUUUAACGACAUUUCAGUUGCAGUUCUUUUGUGAAUCUCACCGAGAGAUUUUGGUCACAGUGUUCAGUUUUUACUUGUGGAGACGCAGGAGGAAGUCUUUCAUUCAACUUUGUACAGAGACAAACUUUUGAGAACUCGCCGUGUGAAAUAUACUUUAGUCAAACUGACACAGUGACGAGCUGCCAUGUUUAGACUCGCGUAAUCCCUCACUGCCUUUUGAGGCAAUCAUACUGCACCUCAGAGAUCCAUGAACAAGGCAUCAUUCCCAAAGUAAAAACCCUUCAAUCAGAGCGGUUGUUGAACGUUCAGCUGGUCCAGACUCGACAUUUGUUUCUCUCAGCACUAAUAUUAGCCUUAAACUAUUUCCUGCCCUGCUAUCCUCACUCACUCUGUACUUGGUGAAGAAGCAUACGGACACUUGCACACCCUUAUUUCUGAGCCAGUGAGACCUAAGUGGAGAGUACAUGCUGCUGCGGCUUACCAGAAGCAACCACAGCUCACAACUUCAGUGCAUUUUUUUUGCAAGCAGAUCGAGUUCCCCACACGACGCUCAAAGGGAAUGAUGCAACUCUGUUCGCCUUGUUCAAGCCAUUUAUUUUUGUAGUGUUUUUUUUUUUUCUUGAACCAUUGCAAACAAAGCUAAGAAAUGAUAUUAUUCAAAUGUGUCUGUCAACCUUACCUGGCGGAGGGGUCGGGUGACGGUGGUCGCAUGUACAGUGAAAGACGGAAAACGAACCACUGCUUUUACUACGGAACUGUAAAGACAAACACUUCGAUGCACCUCAACUCACCUGCGGGGCGACUCGCAGUUCAGACCCUCUCACUGAUGUUGUGGAAAACCUCAAGUCGAGCCCCCCUCACCCGCCUCCUCCCCUCCCUCCCUCCCCCCCAGCGGCGUCCACUCCACCUGCAAAACACCUGCAUUACAAAGCGACGUGCAAUACAAGCCACAGACUCUACCGUCCGAGCCGCCCUACCACGGCCUGAGAGGAGACUAGAAGGAACUGCAAAAACUUUAUCUGCCCCCUCCCACCAUUUAAAAAAAAAAAGAAAAGAAAAACUGCCACUACUUUCUCCCCUUCAUCUCCCCCUCCUCACCUGUAAAGAGUGUGAACUCAGGAGAGUAGCGAAGCUGGUCCUCAACCAUCUUCUGUCCGAGACACAAGGACACAAAGCACUUCUUCUUCAGCCGGCCUGCUCUCCACACCUAGACUGGUUUUAGGGGAGAGGGAGGGACUGGUGUGUGUGUGUGUGUGUGUGUGUGUGUGUGUGUGUGUGUGUGUGUGUGUGUGUGUGUGUGUGUGCGUGCGUGCGUGCGUGCGUGCGUGCGUGCGUGCGUGCGUGCGUGCGUGCGUGCGUGCGUGUGUGUGUGUGUGUGUGUGAGUGUGUUUCUGUGUGUGUGUGUGUGUGCGUGAUUGGGGAGUAGGCAUCAAACCAAAAUGAGAGGAGCCCAGAAGACCAGAUGACUUUUUUUCUUUCCUCCUUUUUGCCCACAUUUGCAUCGGUAGUAAAAAUGAACGAGUGGUCGAUGAUAGCACUUAUUUACCCUCAAUGCCAACAAAUAGAAGAGAGGAGAAGCAACACUGGCGAAUAAAAACUGAAAAAGCAAAGACAAAAAAAAGCAAUCUGCUAAGUGGCUUCUCUAUAUACUUAUUUUUUAACUUAACAUGGAUGUGAAUAGUUUUUUUUUUUGUUGUUUUGUUUUUGGAAUCCUUCUUCCCUCAAGUCAGCGGGACCAGAAAGGAUGUCAAACAUGGUAGCAAAGUGAAGGGAAAAUACAAAGAACUCAACUGACGAUGGGUGUGGCUGGGAAGGACCCCCAGAAAGCACCUCAUCCUCACCCUCUUAUAUCAAAGUAAAUAUCACUGUUUCAUUGCAACUUGUUUAGCCUUGGUGUCUGGAAACGCUCGCCGUGUUCUACUGGGUCCAGCAGGGAGGACCGCCGUCUCUUCUGUCCUGGUUUGUGUUGGAGGCCCUGCCAACCUGUGUGAUAGUGUGGCCACUGAGUGCCUGCCUGCUGCAGAGUGCCGUGCUGCAGCAGCCCUCAUCCCUCCCCCUUCCUUCCUCCCCCGUCGCUCGCUGCCUCCCUGCGGAUCCCCACAGACUGGCUUCCCUCCUCUUCCUCCCUCCUUUUGAGCAGCUCUUUCAGAACUGGCCCACCUGUAUUAAAUCUACUACUACUGCUACGCCAGUCCUCAGCAAACCUCCACUUCCACUCUCUCUCCUGCAAGGAUCACUUUAGCCACAGAUGGAGUUGUUUGAUGUGUUUUGUUUUUUCUCUCUCUUGGAUUUUACUUAUGGAAUUGCCAGUGUGCAUUUUUUUUUAUUUUUGUUGUUGUGAGAUGAUGUUGUUGCUGUUAUCAUUAAUGAUAUAGUUCAUGAUUGUUUCUGAUGAUGAUGACGAUUUCAUGGCUUUUUAAAUAUCGGUCUUUAUGCAGUGUUCAGCUUCUCUCCUGCCCCUCCCACGGCCUCCGAGGCAAAAACCAGUGUGUAGUGACGAGGUACGCAUUGGUGGGUGAAGCGUAGUCCAGGAUAGCGAGCCAGCGCCCCCCCACCCCACCCCGUCCAUCCUGGGGUCUACUCACUCACGCUGGUGCUUUAACUCUGGGAGCACUCAGUUAAACUUAGAACCACCUCAACUGACAACAGCCUUCCAUUUCUAUGCAACGACGAGGAGGUGUUCGUUCACAGCCAUCCCCUGACAUCUGCCAACCUUCACUUAUCUCUCAACCUUUACGACCAGGCAGCUUCUCUCCAAACCUCACCUGGAAAACGUGUAGGGGGACACUGAAGGAGCCUGUCUUUUAGUGCCGUGGACGGAGCUAUUAGAUGACACUAGUUGUUGGCAAGCGGUCUUCAGUCUUGUGCCAACUGAUUUACAGAUAUCUACUUCCACCUUCCUAAUUUAUCUUUAGUACCAGGAGUGUUUCUUACCACUGCAGGGGCUUCGGCUGUAGGAGGGCAGGACGGGCCGGGGGGCACUGGAGGAUGUAGACGAGGCUGCAGUAGGAGGAGGGGGGAGGUCCCUGUAUGUGUCUGUGCACUGUUUAUGGGUCACAUCGGGUACAUCUCUUUAAAAACCAAAAACAUUAUCUUUUUCUUUAUCAUCAAGGUUUUCGCAAAAACUAGAAACUACGGAGAAAAAAAAGUCUGUUUCAGCUGUGCACUCCGAGGCAUAGAUGUUCUGUUUCUCUGCAAGCUGCCGCCUUCUCACCCUGACUGAGGGGAAGCUGUAUCCUGGAGGUUCAUGUCAGACCACCAACCCGAAGGUCGCACCAGCCAGUAUAUGUACAGAUAUAUACACUAGCGUUCAAAAGUUUAGGGUCACGUAGAAACGUCCUUAUGUUUGAAAGAAAAGCAUUUUUUCAAUGAAGAUAACAUUAAAUGAAUGAUAAAUCCAGUCUAGACAUUGUUAAUGUGGUAAAUGACUAUUGUAGCUGGAAACAGCUGAUUUUUAAUGGAAUAUCUCCAUAGAGGUACAGAGGAACAUUUCCAGCAACCAUCACUCCUGUGUUCUAAUGCUACAUUGUGUUAGCUAAUGGUGUUGAAAGGCUCAUUGAUGAUUAGAAAACCCUUGUGCAGUUAUGUUAGCACAUGGAUAAAAGUGGGAGUUUUCAUGGAAAACAUGGAAUUUCCUGAAGUUUGGGGUCAUGAAUUGUCCCCCCAAACAUUUUUAUGAGUUAAUUUUUGGCCAUUUUUGACAGGUUAAUUGAGAGGCAGACAGGGCAGGAGGAAGACCUGCAGCAAAGGCCCUGAGCUGGAUGGAACUCAGGCCGCUGUAUCGGGGAACCUCGCCCUGUUUACGGGUGGCCUAGUUGAGCUAUCUGACCACCAGUGACCCAAACCUUUGAACGGUAGUGUAGAUGUAUCCAGAUGUAUGUAAACAACAGGUCAUUUCUGCACAUCUGGCUCUGGGGUUGGAGCAGCGGCCCGACGCAUCGGCAGAAACAGGGACACACCUCAAGUUGGGUACCAAGUCUUAAAUCGUAGGGGAUUCGCCCUCUUCCAGAGUCGCUUCAGACUCGUUCAACACAAACAAUCACUAUUGCCCAUGCUGUCUGUCUGUGAUUGUUCCUGAAAACCUGCAUUUACUCCACACUGGACUUGAAUCAAGGAACUGGUGGUGAAGUGAACCGAGUGGGAGGACCGGGCGACCGGGACCGAGGUCGAGGCCGGAUCCUCCCACACCCACGUCUGCACUCUUAUCUACCUGUCUAGUGUUGGAAAUCAGAUCCUCUCCCUUUUAUUUCUCCUUUUUGUAAGUCACAUGGACUGAAAGGCAACUGGAGCUGAAUUAAAAUAUGCUUCUCAAUCAUGGAUCAGACAAGGGUCUGGGGCAGGGACCCCGAAAAGAGUUGAAUUAGCAAAUCUCUCUUUAAAAACAAAAGGCCUGGGUUGAAUAUGCACAUGCUAGCUGGUAUACACUGUACAACCACGAGUACAUGAUGGCUGUACUGUGUGUAUAUGGCUGGAUCUCUCUGUUUUCCACUUAGCCUACGCCCUCCCCCUGCCCCGGUUGGUUCAGCCCUUACCCUGUGUAUCCGACAUUCUAUUCCCCAGAAGACGAGAUCAUAAACAUAUCAGAGUAAUACGAAAUAAUGAAAACAAAUACUUGAAUCAAAAGAAGCGCCAAUAAUGUAAUGUGAACACUUUUUGUAGUGGUUUUUUGUCUCAUUCAUACACUUCAGAGAUUUUUUGAUAGCGUCGGUUCAGAGUGAAUAAAAAUUUGAAAUGUUGAAAACAAAGAUCGAUAUAAAGGCAAAAUUUUACAUCUGUUGUAUUUGAGUGUUUGCACAAGGCUGCUUGUACUGUACGAAUGAAUGUGAGGUGAAAAUACGUGUGAGAGCUCGUGAUUACAGCGGAGGAAUUAUCCGCCUCGUGUUCUUCUUUUCGAUUCAGUAUACUUUUGUUGUUGAUUUUUCUUUUUUUUUUUUUUUUGCUUGUCAAAACUAUAUUCUGAUGUUAAUUGUUACUAGCCUCUAGCGUUGCACUGAGUGUCGGCCUCACCCCUCAUCCAGCUAAACGAACAACAUGAUACAAGUACUGAGGGGAGACGGGGACAGUUCACGUGUAAAUGUUUACUCAAGGACUAAAAAUAAGUGUGUUUUUAAAAAUGUAAUGUUUAUCUACCUUAGUGGCUUUCAUUGUGGAAUAAUCCAAGAAAGUAUGGAUCAUAAUUGAGGAUUGCACCAUUUUUCAGACUAUAAACCUAAAAAAAAAAAAAGAAAAACUGAAAAAAAUCACAUAUAUAUAAAAAAAAAUGCAAAAAAAAAAAAAAAAAAAAGUAUUUUGCAGACCUGUGGCCAUAGAUUGGGGUAGAAGGACUUCAGCUCUCCUAAAUCUGAGCAACGGAGAGCGAAGGACGAGACAUCAGACCGAGCCUUGGCUUCUAGGGCUCAUUCAGAGGUGCCUACCUUUUUUUUCUUUUUUUUUUUUUUUGGUUUGUCAGCUUUUCGUUCUGUUUUCACUCAUCUGUUUUAAUGCAAGGCCACUGACAGUUUACAAACACUUAGUUUUUUUCUAGAGUUCAAAAAAAUUUCAGCAAAACAAAGGAAGGAAUGUUGGAAAAAGAAAAAAAACAGGACAAAUGCUUCCAUUUUUGAGAAAAAAAAGAAAAAGAGAAAAAGUGCAACACAAACGCUUCACCGAAUGAAGAUUUAUUCUUGUGCUACUUUCAGAACUCUGGGAUCGAACAGUGUUGUCUCGUUCUGCUUAACCUUCUGUAUGUUUUAUGUUGAUUAUAUAUAUUUUUCCUUUAUAUAAAAACAAACAAAAAAAGAAAAAAAGACAUAAUUGCUCACUCUCUUGCACACACACGAAAAAGUGGAUCUUGUCUCAGGAAGGUUCCAGAGUACCGACUCCACGCCAUUUUAAUGUACAUUUUUAUGAUGAGUUAAAAACAAGAAAAAUAACAAAAAAAAAGGAUGACUUAAAAGAAACAAUUCUAAGCACUGAAAGUUAUGGAUUUCAGAAGAAGAGAAAUUUUGUUUCUAAAUCCGUAGCAGUUACGUAAUAACCAAAUAAUGGACUUUAAAUGAAAAAUGGAGUGCUUUAUAUAUAAAUCUAUAUAUUAAAAUUGCUUUACAUUUAAAAAUGGUCAAUGAUGAGUUUGUUUAAAAAAGAAAAGGGUAAAAAAAAGAAAAAAAUAGGGUGAAUAACAUGCAAAAUGCUGUAUGUUUGAAUCUUUGUGUUUUCUUAAUGAGGUCCCGUCCUGAACGAAUCAGGAACAUUGUGCAUUACUCUCUCUCUCUCUCUCUCUCUCUCUCUCUCUCUCUCUCUCUCUCUGUCUCUCUCUCUCUCUCUCUGUCUCUCUCUGUCUCUCUCUCUCUCUCUCUCAUUCUCUCUCUCUCUCUCUCAUUCUCUCCCACAGCGGGUAUUAUUAUGAUUAUGAUUAUUAUUAAUAGAAGAAUCAGACUUUUGAACAUGAGCUGGUUGUAAAGGAUCAUGAAACUAUGCACAAGUGUCGGGGGGCGGGUGGGGGUUUGGGUUUUACAGCCCGGCUGAUCUUAUUGCAGGGGUUUUUGGGAUCCAAUGUGUUGUUGUUUGUUAAUUUUAAUUUUUAAACGGGGGUGGAGGGAGGCGGUGGAGAGGUGACUCACUUCAAACCCUCCACCUCCGGCUUCCUUCCCCUGAUUCAGAUCGACCUACAUCGCCAUGCUGUGUAUUCCUAAAACCAAUGAGCGUCUCACUCUUUAGCACUGUGGGAUUCUAGCCUGUCGCCCUCAAGGGGUUUAUUAUUUGUUUUGUUUUGUGGAGGGUGGGUUUAGGGCUGCUUUUAUUUUAUUUUUUGCCUUUUUUUUUUUUUUUUUUUUGAAAAUAUUCAGUAAAAAUGUCUGUACUGAGAGUUAAUGAGAAGUCAGUGGCUUGUAAUGUUUUAUUUUUUUUCUCUGUAUAUCUCUUUCUCCUCAUAGAAUGUGAUUGUUAAAUGACAUGCACCGAAACAAAAUGUUUUCAUGAACUAUGGAGCUUCUUUCAAAUAUUAAUAAAAUAGCAUUUUUUUCUUGGCUGUUAAA